AGAGAGAGAGAAGAAAAUGAUGAUAAACAUUUUCUCAUCUUCACAUCAUCUUAAAGGUCAUUUACCUUCAACCAGAAAACCAGAAAAACCCGAAAAGGGCGGAGACUAAAUGGAGAAGAAAAAGGGAUGGAACAAUUUCCUCCCCUAGUAACCGAACCAACUUUCGGUUGUCAAGCUUGUUGACAGUUAAUCUUGAGCUUUGUCGAGAUUGAAUGUUUUUAAUAUAACAACAAUCAUUUUCUUUAUUAUGAUUUAACAAAAGAGAAAUUAAAUCAACCAAUUAAAAAGGAAUUAAUUUAAUUUCACCUUUACCAGUGAUUGUGUAAAUUGUGAAUUCUUUCAAUAAAUAUAAAGGUUAAUGUGAUUUCCAAAUGAAUGUGGUAAAUUCUAUGUUUUAAAUGUGAUAUUUUUCUUUUCUCUUUUCAUAUUCUCUAAUAUAUUAAAUUCUCAUCUUCUUCUCUCCAUCAAUCCAGUUAUAUCAUCAAUUCAUUUUCUCAUCUUAAAUCAUCUUACAUCUUGUUAUUCUUUUUUUUUCUUGCCUCUCUUUUUCUUCUUCUUUAUUCUUGAUCAUCUUCAAUUGGAACACUUUCAAUUCUCUCUCUCUCUCUCAAUAUCAUCAUCAUUCUCAAACAUCGUUAUUAAAUUCAACCCAAAGGAUGGAUGCACCUAUUGAAGGAUAUUAUUGUUAUUCUCAUGAUUGUGUUUAGUGUUUGUGAUUAUAUUGUUUUCCAUUUGUCUCUCUCUGAUAUAUAUCAUCGUCAUCUGCAUCAUCAUCAUCACCAUUAUUUUCGCCAUUUAUUGUAAUACAAAAGUUAUAAUAGUAAUUAACCAGAGAGCGUAGAGAGUUGAAGAGGAGGUUGAUUAGUAAAAUUAUCAUUGCGAUAAUUUUCUGUUUUUUUUUCUUCCAUCAUCAUCAUCAUCAUCAUUUCUAUUCUGUUCUCCUACAACAAAUAUCAUCUCAUAUCUUUGAUCGUCCUUCAAGUUUCUCUCUCUCUCUCUCUCUCCCAUUAUUAUUAUUCAUAUGUGUGUUUUAAUGUGUGAUAAAUAAAAAAGGAAAUCAGGAUAAAGAAGAAGCUAAAAAAUAAAUAAUAAGGAUCAUCACCAAUGCUAAUUUGUCCCUCAUGCUGUGAGUUAUGUAUAAAUGGUAUUUGUUAACUGAAUCACCAGCAUCAUCAACCUUAAAACAGGGCAACUCUCUCAUCAUCCUUAUCACCAUCGUCAAUACGACCAUCAACAACAACAACAACAUCACCACCAGCACCUUAAACAUCAGUAAAUCCAUCAGCGGCAUUAGCCUAAUACUAAUUUCAAUCGAUUUGAUCACCACCACCAAAGGAAAAAAAUCCGUUGAUUAUCAAUCUUUUACAUCUCAAUUAUUAUCAAUCUCGAUAUUAAAUCAACACCAACAGCGAUUUACCUUCUACUCAUCUUCUUUUCCACCAUUUAUCAGCAGGAGUUAUGGCCUACAAAUGGAGAGAUGAAAUUGUUGGUAAAAGGUUUUUAUGUGUAACAACAGUUUCAUCGAGUAAAAUUAAAGUGAAAAAAAUCAACGAAUGGAUUUGGCGUCAAGGAAUCAUUCGAGCUUCAAAUAGGCCUCAUUCUCAACACAACGAUUUAACGGUAUUAGUUGAAUACGAUGGUGUUGAUUGGCGGAAACGGGAAUGGAUCAAAGUUUAUGAUCAACAAUUUACCGUUUUCCUAAUUGAAUACAGUAUUGUUUGGUCAACCCGGAAGGAAACUGUUGUUGGUCAAAAUAAUCAUUGGCUUGCCUUGAACUUUAAACUUCUCGUUGACAAAAUUGGCCUUAGGGAAUCACAAUUAAAACCAAUCGAGUAUCUUGAUGAUAGACAAUUAGAUUUCGUUAAUUACAAUGAUCUUAAAUUAUAUGAGGAAGGUGAUUUAACAAAAACUCCCUACAAGAGUGUCUCAUGUUUGGAUAAAUAUAUACGCCAAUGGGCUGAAUUUCAGAAUAGCCAGAAAAUUUUACUCACCACACCUUCAGUUCUGGUUGGUUAUCGGGUCAAAGUGUAUCGGUCAGAAGGGACUACCCAAUGGUACACAGCGGUGAUUUUAUCAUACAAUGAAAACACCAAGGAAUUAACAUUAACCGAUGAUACUGUUCUUGAGGAACGUAAUGAAGAUCCAACUUUGGUUCAGAUGAAAUUGAUUGGUGAUGGAGUUGUGGAAUCGAUAUUAAAAGGAGAAGAAAUCGGAAUUACUCCUCGUAGACGUGCCUGUAAUCAAAAUUCACGAGAAUCAUUAACUAAUAGUAACAAUACAAUUAAGGAUUCUAAUUACAACAGUUGUAGUAGUAAUAUUAAUAGUAAUAAUAACUCUGCUAAUUGUAACAGUAAAAAGUUAACUAAUCCAAUAAGCAGUAAUAAUAAUAAUCAACCAACAAUCAAUUCUAAUCAUCAUAUCCACCAUUCAAAUCGAGUUAAAAAUCCAAAUAAUUUGGUUAAUAAUAAUAAUAGUAGCAAUUUAAACGUCAAUGAUAAUACAAAUAAUCAUUUAACCACAACAACAAUUAAUAAUAAUCAUCAAACUGAUAGUAACAACGUUAAUACUACAGGCAAUGAAAAGAGAUUGCUGUUAAAUCAACAACACCAACACCACCACCACAACCAACAACAGGAUCACCAUCAAAGCAUUCAGAAUCAACUAAUUGUAUUGCUAGUGUGAU
This is a messenger RNA of Panonychus citri (citrus red mite), 2683 nucleotides long. RefSeq names its product probable JmjC domain-containing histone demethylation protein 2C. The record is from RefSeq and is a predicted model, not a curated record. The transcript is spliced from 6 exons. The coding region runs from base 1459 to 2682 and encodes 407 amino acids. NCBI's taxonomy places the organism in Eukaryota, Metazoa, Arthropoda, Arachnida, Trombidiformes, Tetranychidae.